This is a messenger RNA of Aegilops tauschii subsp. strangulata, 805 nucleotides long. Its product is annotated as large ribosomal subunit protein uL11x. NCBI's taxonomy places the organism in Eukaryota, Viridiplantae, Streptophyta, Magnoliopsida, Poales, Poaceae. Gene Ontology annotation, molecular function: large ribosomal subunit rRNA binding; structural constituent of ribosome. The record is from RefSeq and is a predicted model, not a curated record. Gene Ontology annotation, cellular component: ribosome; cytosolic large ribosomal subunit. Gene Ontology annotation, biological process: translation.
CCGAACCCUACUGCCCUUCCCAAGCCUCUCCCAAACCCUCCCGCCGCCGCCGCCGCCGCCCGCCACCGAACAGCAGCCAUGCCGCCCAAGCUCGACCCGUCGCAGGUGGUGGAGGUCUACGUCCGGGUGACCGGAGGCGAGGUCGGCGCGGCGUCUUCGCUCGCCCCCAAGAUCGGGCCCCUCGGUCUCUCCCCCAAGAAGAUCGGUGAGGACAUCGCCAAGGAGACGGCCAAGGACUGGAAGGGCCUCCGCGUCACCGUCAAGCUCACCGUCCAGAACCGUCAGGCCAAGGUCUCCGUCGUCCCUUCCGCCGCGGCGCUCGUCAUCAAGUCCCUCAAGGAGCCCGAGAGGGACAGGAAGAAGGUGAAGAACAUCAAGCACAACGGCAACAUCAGCCUCGACGACGUCAUCGAGAUCGCCAAGAUCAUGAAGCCCAGGUCCAUGGCCAAGGAGAUGGCCGGGACUGUCAAGGAGAUCCUCGGCACCUGCGUCAGCGUUGGCUGCACCGUCGACGGGAAGGACCCCAAGGACCUGCAGACGGAGAUCGACGACGGCGAGGUCGAGAUCCCCUCCGCUUAAAGACCUGAUGUCGAGGUGAUUAUCAUCUGAUGAUAUGGAAGUCAUACCAUGUUGCUUAUGUACCUUCCAAACGAUGUGAUCCCUCCUCUUUUUGUCAUGUUUUAGCAGUAAUCCUGUGAGACCUCAUUGUUACUACUGCAUAUUUGGUCUUUGCAAUGUAGUCUGUGCACUUGGGUUAACUUAAUCUAUACCAUUCAGUGGUUAAAAGUUUGUUCUUCAAUGUCAA